Capsicum annuum is the source of this 4478-nucleotide messenger RNA. RefSeq lists its product as uncharacterized. The record is from RefSeq and is a predicted model, not a curated record. The transcript is spliced from 5 exons. Lineage: Eukaryota; Viridiplantae; Streptophyta; Magnoliopsida; Solanales; Solanaceae.
AAAAACAUUGCCACACACACCAGAAAAGGAAAAAAAAUCGGGAAAGAAGUGAUUCCAAGUUUCCCAAUAAAUAGUGGGAGUUGGCGGGAAAUAACUCUCGGACCUCUUGUUUGCUCUAAUGUCAAAGGUUUCAGAAAUAACGUCACUCUUGGUGUCACUAGCAUCUCAACUGAACUCCAUUAAUUCUGCAACUGGAAAUGAAUCUACGAAUGUGGACCUCACUAUCGUAAAUCUCAACCGUUCGCUUAACCUCUCCGGAACAAUUCCUAGAAUUAGGGUUUUGGACACUUCCCUUUUUGUUAUGUGCUUCACGUCGUCCCAGUUCAUCAUAUAUCAUCACAAAAUAUUGAAAGCAAAAGAAGGAGAUAGUUAUGAGUCUUUUUUUGCUUUUUCACUUUUGAAUAUUUAAUUUGAGAUAUUUCUGCAUAUUUUGUUGUAUUCUGUAGGUCUUUAAUUGUACAAUUGAGUACUUGGUGAACGCAAUUGCUGCAAUUCUAUCUUCAUCGAUUGAAUGUAAGGUUGUCAAAACUUCUGAAGGGGGGUUCUUCAAAUUGGUGGAUUGAUUUUGGGUCAGGGUUGUACCCGAAUAGUCGAAUGUUGUGCUGAUUUUUUGCAGAAACUUAAAAGUUUUCAACGUAAUUGUCUCAUUCAACUAUAUAUAUUUUAGGUGUCUGGUGAUAUUUUCUAUUUAAAAGUUGUUAAAUUUGUGUUGAGAGGAUGCUAAAUGAAUAAAUUUCAUGUAUACCUCUAGAUGCAGCUGUUAUGAACCAAUUGUUCCAUAUUGGAAAAAUAGAGAAAUGUUAUGGGAUUAUAAACCAAAUGGGUUCUCCCACCUAUUAGACUAGUCUUUUGGGUUGGGCUCUUCCGUUUGGUUUAUAACAUAGGUGCUUUCAUUAAGAGUCCUACGCAUUGGGUCGUGACUCGAAGUGGUGGCCUGCGCGCUAGGAGUGGUGGCCUGGACCCAAGAGGGGUGCCAGCCGUGACCAACUAGGCGUAGCCGUGACCAACGAGAUCGAUCCAUGUGUGGGGAGCUGCACGUUGGGCCGUGACUCGUAGUGGUGGCCUGUGUGCCAGUAGUGGUGGCCUGGACCCAAGAGGGGUGCCAGUCGUGACCAAUUGGACAUAGCCGUGACCAACGAGGAUCGAUCUACCCGUGGAGCCAUGACUCGGAGUGGUGGCCUGUGCGCCAUGAGUGGUGGCCUGGACCCAAGAGGGGUGCCAACCGUGACCAACUGGGCUCAGCAAUGACCAACGAGGUCAUUGGUUCUCAAGCGGAGGUGAUUGUUAUGAACCAAUUAUUCCACAUUGGAAAAAAAGAGAAAUGCUAAGGGGAUUAUAAGCCAAAUGGGUUCUCCCACCUAUUAGACUACUCUUUUGGGUUGGGCUCUUCCGUUUGAUUUAUAACAGCAGCGGUGAGUGAACAUGUUACUAGGAGACUAGGUUGAUCUACGAUUACAUGGACGGAAAUGGUCUCCAACUUAGCAAAAAUAGGACAUAAUGGAAGAAAAAGAUGUACAUAGGUGAUACUAAUUAUUUUAAUCAACGUUUGGUCAUGUUAGUAUGCUUACUUAGGUCCUAUAUUCUGUGGGAGUCUUUUUUUUUCAUGCCAGAGAUUUGUUUUUCAGAUCAACAUUGAAAUACAAAAAGAUGCUAAAGAGUUUGUAGAAUUUACAUAUCUGCUUUGCCGUUGAUUGUAGACUUUGUUAAUUAUAAUUGAAGCUUAUUUAUUGAAAUGUUUGGCAUGUUUUAUUUUAUUCCUGCUAAUCUUUCUCCAAUCAUUUUGUAUGCUGUUGUGAGGGUGGCAGUACUAGCAUCACGAGUUCACUAUUUAUUUAAAUUGCCUCCUAUGCUUGACCUAAGAUCCGUUGAUGGAAGACACUGCGCUUUGCUUAAACAAUUACAUUGUCAAAAGGAAUUUUACAUUGAAAAUGGAAAAAUACCGCUAAGGUUGGUUAAAGAAGAUUUAAUAUCAUUCAUGGAUUUGUUAUUGCUGGAUUCUCUAUUGUUGAACCUACUAGCGGGUUGGUAUACCUACUUCUAUUCCUAAUAUCCGAGCUUUUUUUUUAAUAACCUUGGUUUCCGAGCCAGCUUGCAUGCAUAUCGACUAAUUUCGCGGGAUACCUGCCACCUCCCACUAGCAAUAGGUAUCCAGUAACUCUAUCUACCAAGGCUAGAACGGUUGGGAAGAAAUCACCUUGUGUUUGUCUCUGUUGGGAAUUGAACCUGCAACCUCACGGUGCUCUACCCAACUUCAUUGAACCACUAGGCCACACCCUUGGGUGCAAUAUCGGAGAAAAUUUUAAAAUUCUCUGUCAUUUAAUUAUGGUGACUUUUCUUAAAGUUCUGGUUUAACAUGCUUAAUGUUGCAUCAUGUCUCUUAGGGGUCACUUGAGACAAAAGACAGCUUGAACUGAAGUUAGAAAAAGAACAGUACUCUGGAGUCUGGAUUGUUCUUUUUUUGUUUCCAGGACUGAUAUACAUAUCUAUUUUAUAUAUUACAAAAAUGAUAGUGUUAAUUUCCUGUCUUAGUAAAUGGGAAAUGCAAAAAUGCUGGUUUUGUCCUUCAUGAUAAAAAUAUGCUACUAAGAUACAUUGCAGAAACUAUUGUGUUAAUUACAUGAAUUUUUUAAUCUCGUCAACCUGCGCACCCCAUUCAUAUGAGUUGCUUCUUAAUUUGAGUUGGUGUAACCUAUCAAAUGAUAUACUUUCCCAUAAUAACUUCCUUUGCUCUGCAGGUUGCCCUCAUGGCAACUGGAUCACAUGCUUAUGAAGUACGAUGUAUCUCAAAUUUUGUAAGAGAUCAUUAAGAGACCUUUCCUUUGUUUGGAAAUGGAGUUUCAUGAUUGGAAAGAAUGGCGUUCAAUUGUUAUAUGUUUGGUACUUUCUCCUGUCAUGUUUGCUGAGACUAGGUCCCUGCUUCAUAACUGGUUUCUACUAACUAAGGCUACUGUACUGAUAACUCCAAUUUCUCUAUUGAAGGAUAACCUUAUGUCUCUCUGUGAUGCUAAUAUGCUGCGUGAAAACUCCAAUGAAGAAUUCUCCUGUUGUAAGGUCUUUUGGGUUCCUCGUAUUGUUUCACUGCUAUUUUGCAAGGGUUUGGCUUCAAUUCUAGAGCUUCAGGUUAAGUUGGUCUCCCUGUUGCUAGAUAUUCUUUCCAGACCAAUGUGUUGGGGCAUAACAAUGGAUCUUGGAUCAAAACUUCCAUUUUCACAUUCUUACUUUCUAUGCAAGAAGAAGAUUUUGAGGGUUUUGACUAGACCUUUAUCCUUGGAAUCUUUGGAGUUUCUAGUUCAUGAAUUUUGCAAGCCAGUUGAUGCAUUUUCAAAGAAAGAUGUAAAUGUUGCCAAAGUAAAUCAGAGUUCUAUAUGGUAUGUUUUUGUUUCAUGGCGUUUCACACAAUUAGGCAGCAACAAUAGCAUUCCCUUCUUGGUUCAUUUUCGCCUCUAUUUUGCUCUUCUCAUAAAAGAAAGCACAUGCAUUUUCUCCUUUUAUUCCUUGAUCACCAAAUUUUCCAAUUUAUGGACCAUUAAGAAGUUUGGCUCUGAUGUGGGUAAUCAAACCACUCUUUGUCGUAACAAGGAAGUCCGGGGAUUUCUGUCCUUUAAGAAGGAAAUGGUCAAUACCCUGGAUUCCAAUUGCCAAUCACUUGCUUUCUGGCUUAAAGAAUUUCAGGACAUGUACAUUGGACACUCAAGCAAAUUAAGUGAAAGCUUUGCUCCAGAUGAAGAACAAGCACCAAGUGUCAGUUUCCAGAAGAACACGCUGUUUAGGAGGAUAACAAUAGGCAUCUUGUUCGCAAGCUUGAAUCAUAUAAGUGAUACUGAAUGUGAACUGCUUUUACAUUAUGGUGCAACUGGUACUUUCGUGCAUUUCACUGGAGGACAACUUGGAACACAGAAUAGGAAUUCUAACCAUGAAAGGCAAAAAGGCUUGAUAGCAUGGGCUGAGACAUAUACGGGAAAAGAAGCUACAGCAGGAGCACGUAUUGUCUUUGACAUAACUAAUGUAGCUGAAAGUAUAUCUGUUUCUAUGUUUGAAACUGAGGAAUGUGGAUUCAAUUUUGUGUGUGACGUGAAACUAAAGGUUGGGAGAUAUCUAGUCAAGUGUGUGAAAAGGUUACUCCAACUCACACUGGAGAAGAACAACAUAAAACUGAACGUGAAGGAUCUCUAUGACAGAAUGCUCCGGUGGAAACACCAAGGGCGUGAUAUUUUUCAAAAUCAUAAGGAAUUUGAUGAAAUAAUAGAUGCAUGUGCUUCAGCAGCCUUUUGAAGGACCCAUACAACAUCAAUCGAAUAUGGCAACCUGAAAAGGCAUGGGCCUUAAGAAAUUGUUUUGAUGGCAAAGUAUUAUCCUCAAGUAAGUAAUCUUUAUGUUUUGAAGUUAUGUUGAUACUCCUACAUUGUAUAUAGGUCUUCUAUGCUGAUGUCCAAUUUUUAGUGAUAUAGUGCAAGUUUGCUGCCCAUGCAUUUCUCAUA